GAAGUCACCGCAAACCUUCUUUAUUUCAUCUCGUGUUUGUUUCUGCGUACGUUUCGGCCCUGGAGUCGAAAUCAGCUGGCAGCCGGAGGCGAGGAAGGUUAUGCAGGAAGGCGUCCAGCAGCUUCACAGCUGCUUCUUCAAACAGCUGCAACUACCUCAAACAAACAUGUGGCUGUGCCUGUUUGUUCUGUGUGCUUGACUAUCUGCAGCAGGAAAUGGGGCAAAUGCAACUUGGGUCAAGCUACUGUCAGUGUGGAACCUUUUUCGUACAGAAAGUUCCUGACUGGCGUCUUCUCGUUCUCGGAAACUUCCUUCUCCUCUCAUUUGUUAAUUGUACUUAGGGGUUAUUUCUUGUUCCAUGACCACAACGGGCAUCACGACGAUACUAUCUAUCCUGAAGUUGUUCGGUCCUGAGUACUAUAAAGCAUUCUGCUACAAGUAAUCCCCCUUAGGUGUGUUUCUUUUUCUGUUGACAUGGUCGGCCUCUUAUCUUGUAUCAGCUCAAUUCCAGUUGUUUUUUCUGAAGCUUUGGGAGCUUUUAUCCAGAAGUAUGGCUCUGUUUGGUGUGGUUCAGGUUAACGGCCACAAAGAUUCCCUCUUCAUCAUUUAUCCUUGUUUAUAAAUGCAAAAUUACUUCAAGCAAGUAUGCUCAAUUUUCACAAGCAUGGGAAUUUGUGCAGCUUGCCAAACUUGCUUGCUGGAUUUGGGCUGUUUCUUGUGGCUUUGUGAUAUGUCCUAUUUAGUCUGCGCGGUAUCUCAAUUUUUCAUUUCUUAAAGUGGGUUCUAGGAUUGGAAUUUAUAUUUAGAAGGUGUUGGAGCAGCUGUUAAGUUGUUGCAUCUGGAAGUGGGCUACUAUAGUCAGAUCUUUUCAGUUGGACUCUGUCCGCACUGAGGUGCUUGUGAUUUCUAAAUAAGAGUUUGGGGUUUUAUUAUUUCUUCAACUGAGAAGAAUGGAACGCUAUUUGGUUAUUAAGGAAGUUGGAUAUGGAACAUUUGGUAAUGUCUGGAGAGCUGUUAAUAAAGAGAGUGGUGAAAUUGUUGCCAUUAAGAAAAUGAAGAGAAAGUAUUACUGUUGGGAGGAGUGCAUGAAUCUUCGGGAAGUUAAGGCACUUAGGAAAAUGAACCACCCUAAUAUUGUGAAGCUUAAGGAGGUCAUUAGAGAGGACGAUGUGCUGUACUUCAUUUUUGAAUAUAUGGAUUGCAAUCUUUAUCAGUUUAUUAAAGAUAGAGAUGAGCCAUUUUCAGAGUCAAAAAUCCGAAAUUGGUGCUUUCAAGUGUUCCAAGCUCUUGCAUAUAUGCACCAGCAAGGCUAUUUUCACCGGGACCUUAAGCCUGAAAAUUUAUUGGUGUCUGAAGAUUUGAUCAAAGUGGCAGACUUUGGCCUAGCUCGUGAAAUUUCAUCAAGGCCACCAUUUACAGAAUAUGUGUCCACUCGUUGGUACCGAGCCCCAGAAGUUUUGUUGCAGUCUUCUGUAUAUGGUCCUGCAGUUGAUAUAUGGGCAAUGGGUGCAAUAAUGGCAGAACUGUUUAAUCUCCGUCCACUUUUUCCUGGCACAAAUGAACCAGAUGAAAUUCAUAAGAUCUGCAGUGUGAUUGGUUCUCCGUGUCAAAACUCUUGGGCCGAGGGACUGAACCUUGCAGAUACAAUAAAGUUCAAGUUUCCACAGUAUCCCGGCAUUCACCUCUCCAUGCUGAUCCCAUCCGCCAGUGAUUAUGCUAUCAGCCUUAUCUCAUCACUUUGUUUAUGGGAUCCUCUCAAAAGGCCUACUGCUGCAAAGGCUCUUCAACAUCCGUUCUUUAAGCCUUGCUACUACAUCCCACCAUCUCUCCGGCUGCGCAACACUGAAACUUCUAAAACACCUCCAUUCGUUGUUAUGAGAGCAGCUCCUGAACAUUUGAGUGCAAGAAGAUGCGUUGUUGGAGCUCUAACCAAUCAGUCUCCAACUAAUAUCCCAUCACUAACUGCAUGUGCCUCCUUAAAGACGGGUGUUGCCUGGAGGAAAUUAGAUAGGCAUCAGUACCAGGAUUAUGUUCCUUAUGAAAAUAGUUCGCCUCAACCACUCUAUGGUCAACCAGCUAGGAAUAAUCCAGGAGGACACCUUGGCAGAGUUGCUCCUGGGGCCUGGGAUUUGAAUGAAAACCUGGUGCAUCCUGUAGUAAGCUCAGGAAUAGCUUAUGAAAUGGCAGAGAAGCUUGCAAACCUUACCAUGAAUUCUGGUUCCCAGUCUGUAAGGCAUCCGCCGCCCGCAUUGAAAACUGGCAGUUGGCUUUCCAACACCCGGUAUCUUAACCGUGCUUACCCAAUAACCCCUGCUAAGGUUUAUCCACGCAAGGCCGUCGGCUGAAGAAACCCUCCCAUUACUUCGUUUGAGUUUAGCAGCAUGCUCUUCGGUAUCAGGCGCUGGUUGUCUAUUAGGUGAAGACUUUUAUAAUGCUGUUUGAUUGAGUUUCGAUACUCUAAAUAUUCCCUGUUUCUCCAUGAGCACCUUUUGAAUAAGGAGAAAUAAGAACUAUUUGUAAUAAAGAGGCUCUGUUGUGUUACAGGACAAAUCAGGUCAUAAGUUUUCGUCUAGUAAUAUUCCUACUUACUCAUUGGAGUUGCAUGAAUUUCGAAGAAAACAAACAUGAGUUAGAGACGCUGACUAUUAACCCCCUUCUUCAAA
Molecule: messenger RNA, 2663 nt
Organism: Phalaenopsis equestris
Lineage: Eukaryota; Viridiplantae; Streptophyta; Magnoliopsida; Asparagales; Orchidaceae
Product: cyclin-dependent kinase F-4-like
Exons: 19
Coding region: 951-2345 (464 amino acids)
Biological process (GO): protein phosphorylation; intracellular signal transduction
Cellular component (GO): nucleus; cytoplasm
Molecular function (GO): protein serine/threonine kinase activity; ATP binding
Source: RefSeq, a predicted model, not a curated record